Messenger RNA from Schistocerca americana (American grasshopper), 375 nucleotides. RefSeq lists its product as uncharacterized. NCBI's taxonomy places the organism in Eukaryota, Metazoa, Arthropoda, Insecta, Orthoptera, Acrididae. The transcript has 2 exons. The record is from RefSeq and is a predicted model, not a curated record. The coding region runs from base 1 to 375 and encodes 124 amino acids. Gene Ontology annotation, molecular function: protein dimerization activity.
AUGUGUGCUGAAGUUUCAGUACAAGUGCUCAAUCACAGCAACCAAGAAACAAAUCCAGGGCCGUACAAAAUGGCGAAAUUUGAGGACUGGGCAGAAGAGCCUCCUCUCCUACAUGAUGAAGUCAGCAGAUACUUGCAAGAACACUGUGUGAACGAGGGAGAUAUUCUACAGUGGUGGAAAAAUAACUCCCAACGACUUCCUCGACUUGCGUGUGUGGCAAGAAAAAUAUUAAAUAUACCAGCCACUAGUGCGUCUAGUGAGAGAAUUUUUAGUUGCGCUCGAAACCUAAUUAGCGAAAAACGAUCACGUCUUAAUGCAGACAGACUUAACGAUCUCGUCAUAAUUAAUUCAAACACUAAUCAGCAGACACAUUGA